Messenger RNA from Ramularia collo-cygni, 1137 nucleotides. RefSeq lists its product as uncharacterized. The record is from RefSeq and is a predicted model, not a curated record. The transcript has 3 exons. Bases 1 to 1137 code for a protein of 378 amino acids. NCBI's taxonomy places the organism in Eukaryota, Fungi, Ascomycota, Dothideomycetes, Mycosphaerellales, Mycosphaerellaceae.
AUGGAGCAUUCCGCGGACGAGACCUUGAUGCGCACGCUCGCCGAGCAGACAUCAUACACGCUCGUCGAGGAAGAAGAUGGCGGCUUUAGCAGCGACCCCGAAAUCAUCCGACCGGCUUCCCAGGCGCAGAGAAAACUGCCCUCGUUCUACAAAUACCUGGAUGGCACGCACGAACAGCAGCAGCAGGGUCAAGAGGAAGUAUUGCGCGCAGAGCAGAUGAUUCUUGAUGUCUCCGUUACAAUGCAGGGCAGCAGCAGUAAUGUCCUUGAUGACAAUGGUCUGACUUUGGCUGCUUGGGCGGUACGCUCUGCUCGACGAGGUAUGGCUAUUGAGAGAGACCGCAUGUAUCAACUCCGAGUGGACUUAGCUGAUGAAGUGCCUGCUCUACGCGACGUGCCGGACGGCGAGUUGAUGACGACGGAGGAGGAGGAUCUCGCAUCGAGUUACGAGCAGAGCAGCGAUGACGUCUCAACAAAGAUGGACGAUAGCAAAGCCACUGCCAUUCAUCACAAUCGUUCACGUUUGUCCAGUUUUCUUGAGGCAAAUUCUGAAGAUAUGCCUGCGGUUCCGUUGAGUGAACGACCAAACAUGAAAGGCAAACCGGAUGCUUUGUUCGUACUCCAAGGACCUCCCUCCCGCGGGGAAAACAAACGACGCAGAAAGGUCAAGAAACAGCCCAGGACUGCCAGUUUGACAAACCCCGAAGUCAUCUUCACGCAUAAAACCAACGGACUCUGUAAGUUUCUCUUCCACGCUGCAAAAAAGCUGACCAUGGAUGAAGACGCCCCACCACCAAGCGAAAAGAAAUCGGGCAAAAGCAAGAUGCCAACCAAUCCUGUUGCUGAUGAGACGGAGGCGACAAGUCAGGCGGCCGCUGGAGAGGAAGAGGGAGAAGAAGUCACUCCUGCGAAGAAAAGUGUUCUGACAGCUGAGGAGGCGAAAGAGGCCGAAGAAGAACGCAAAUUCGAGGCAUCGCUGCCGAAAAAGCCGCUUCCGAAGCAUACUGGCAAGUUUGUCCGUUUGAACGCCGCGGACGAGGAGGCUUGGGCAAAGGAUAUUGCGAAGCGGAGGGAGGAGCAUCGGAUGAUGAAGGUGAAUAGGGCACGACAUAAGGUGAGCUGGGGAGUGGGAUCGUAG